Molecule: messenger RNA, 674 nt
Organism: Nycticebus coucang (slow loris)
Lineage: Eukaryota; Metazoa; Chordata; Mammalia; Primates; Lorisidae
Gene: RPS25
Product: ribosomal protein S25
Exons: 4
Coding region: 152-529 (125 amino acids)
Cellular component (GO): cytosolic small ribosomal subunit
Molecular function (GO): structural constituent of ribosome
Source: RefSeq, a predicted model, not a curated record
CGAGAACGUCCGCCAGUGCGUGGCUCCUCCCCUUGCCCCGGAAGUACUCACGGCGGUCGGAGGUUUCUGGGUUUGUUCGUCAACGGCGCUUCCUUUUUGUCCGACAUCUUAGCCAGGUUGCGGUAGUGGCAGCUCCUCUCCUAGCUUCGCAAUGCCGCCCAAGGACGACAAGAAGAAGAAAGAUGCCGGAAAGUCGGCCAAGAAAGACAAAGACCCAGUGAACAAAUCUGGAGGCAAGGCCAAAAAGAAGAAGUGGUCCAAAGGCAAAGUUCGGGACAAGCUCAACAACCUAGUCUUGUUUGACAAAGCUACGUAUGACAAACUCUGUAAGGAAGUUCCCAACUAUAAGCUUAUCACUCCAGCUGUGGUCUCUGAGAGACUGAAGAUUCGAGGUUCCCUGGCCAGGGCAGCCCUUCAGGAGCUCCUUAGUAAAGGCCUUAUCAAACUGGUUUCAAAGCACAGAGCUCAAGUAAUUUACACCAGAAAUACCAAGGGUGGAGAUGCCCCAGCUGCUGGUGAAGAUGCAUGAACAGGGUGAGCAGGAACUGAGGGACUCAACUGUAAGAAGUACACAUUCCCUUUGCAAGGCUAUAGUUUUGACUCUUUUUAAAAUUUUUUUACAGGUCCAACCAACCAUAUAUUUGGAAAAAUAAAACUUUAUUGAACAAAUGAAA